ACAAAACUUGCCAAUGGCACUUCCAGUAUGAUCGUGCCCAAGCAAAGAAAACUGUCUGCAAGCUAUGAGAAGGAGAAGGAACUCUGCGUCAAGUAUUUUGAACAGUGGUCCGAGUCUGACCAGGUGGAGUUUGUGGAGCACCUCAUCUCCCAGAUGUGUCACUACCAGCAUGGACAUAUAAACUCAUACCUCAAACCCAUGCUACAGCGGGACUUCAUCACUGCACUGCCAGCUCGGGGAUUGGAUCAUAUUGCUGAGAACAUUCUGUCAUACCUGGAUGCCAAAUCGUUGUGUGCUGCUGAGCUGGUGUGCAAGGAGUGGUACCGGGUGACGUCAGAUGGCAUGCUGUGGAAGAAGCUCAUCGAGAGAAUGGUCAGGACAGACUCCCUGUGGAGGGGCUUGUCAGAGAGGAGAGGAUG
Nestor notabilis (Kea) is the source of this 419-nucleotide messenger RNA. Its product is annotated as beta-TrCP-like. The annotation marks the transcript as partial. Gene Ontology annotation, molecular function: protein dimerization activity. The record is from RefSeq and is a predicted model, not a curated record. NCBI's taxonomy places the organism in Eukaryota, Metazoa, Chordata, Aves, Psittaciformes, Psittacidae. The transcript is spliced from 2 exons.